Messenger RNA from Rhododendron vialii, 1800 nucleotides. Its product is annotated as hydroxyproline O-arabinosyltransferase 1. The record is from RefSeq and is a predicted model, not a curated record. NCBI's taxonomy places the organism in Eukaryota, Viridiplantae, Streptophyta, Magnoliopsida, Ericales, Ericaceae. The coding region runs from base 340 to 1443 and encodes 367 amino acids. The transcript is spliced from 8 exons. Gene Ontology annotation, molecular function: glycosyltransferase activity.
GUUCUUAAAACCCGGCCAUUUUACGGGCCAUCUAGUCUCCUAGUCAACCCCAUGUCCAUGUGUGCUACUCGCGUACUGCUGAAGGCUCGAUUGCUAAAGCAUAAUCUAAUCGAAAUACCUUUUUCUUUUUUUCUUUUUUUAAUCGAAAUACAUUUCCAAUUGGCCAUCCACCAUUUUCUCAAUUCAACUCCCCACCUGCUGCCAAAAACACUACUAGUACAACAGACUACAAACGCGACUUCCACAAGCCACCAUCUCCUCUCUCUCUCUCUCUCUCUCUCUCUCUCUCUACCCAUGUCUAGAGAGAGAACCUAGACAGUCACAGAGCCUAAAACAGAAAUGGGUUGUGGGAACAUCUUCUUCACCCUGGUCAUAACCCUGUCAGCAGCCCUAAUCACCUACAACGUAAUCAUCUCAGCAAACGCCCCUCUCAAAUCCGAAUUCCCCGGCCCAUCAAAAACCAACCCAUCAAUCGCAACACCUGACGGCGAUGGUGGGUUCAUAUCAGUUGACCCCAUCAUCAAAAUGCCGUUGGACAGAUCCAAGAAGAGGCUGUUUCAUACAGCAGUAACGUCCUCUGAUUCUGUGUACAAUACGUGGCAGGCUAGGGUCAUGUACUACUGGUUCAAGAGGUUUAGGGAUCAACCCGGUUCGGAAAUGGGUGGGUUCACCAGGAUCUUGCACUCUGGGAGGCCUGACCGGUUCAUGGAUGAGAUCCCAACUUUUAUUGCUCAGCCUCUGCCUGAUGGAAUGGAUCAGGGUUACAUAGUUCUCAAUAGACCUUGGGCAUUUGUACAAUGGCUUCAGCAGGCGGACAUCAAAGAAGAAUAUAUUUUGAUGGCGGAGCCAGAUCACCUUAUAGUUAAGCCCAUACCAAACCUAUCCAGGGAUGGCCUUGGAGUUGCAUUCCCUUUCUUUUAUAUUGAACCAAAGAAGUAUGAGACUGUUCUUCGAAAGUUUUUUCCAGAGGACAAGGGACCAAUUGCCAACAUUGAUCCAAUUGGAAAUUCGCCUGUCAUUGUUGGAAAGGAAGCUCUUAAAAAGAUAGCUCCCACUUGGAUGAAUGUUUCCUUGGCAAUGAAAAAGGACCCUGAAGCUGAUAAAAGUUUUGGUUGGGUCCUUGAGAUGUAUGCUUACGCUGUUGCGUCUGCUCUACAUGGAGUGGGUAAUAUCUUGUACAAGGACUUCAUGAUUCAGCCUCCUUGGGAUACAGAAAUCGGGAACAAAUUCAUCAUUCAUUACACAUAUGGAUGUGACUAUGAUCUGAAGGGUAAAUUGACCUAUGGAAAGAUUGGAGAAUGGAGAUUUGACAAAAGAUCCUUUGAUGCUGUCUGGCCUCCAAGAAACCUUCCAAUGCCUCCACCUGGUGUUCCAGAAAGUGUGGUAACUCUGGUGAAAAUGGUGAAUGAAGCCACUGCAAAUAUUCCCAAUUGGGGUUCUUAAAAAACAGAUACUGGGUGGGUUCUUGUAUGCAGUCUUUAUGUAAGGGAUGUGAAAUUAUACUGCAACUGGCGCCGUAGAUGAAAGCAUCUACUGUGAAUUUUGUGCUUCUGGAUUGGCCAAGACAGCCAUUAUGGGGUGGAUUUCUGAAACUUGCUGUAAGAUUGGCCCUUUCCAUUUUUGAUGUCUUUCUUGGAUUGUAAUCAUACAAAAACAGGUAUGUGGUGCUUUACCGCAAAAGAGUACAGAUAGGCACGUACGAUUCUGUGAGCAUAAGUGUACACUAGCAUAUGCAACGGACAUUGUCGAUCUGGGAUUUCAUAUGUCAAAGAACAUAAUAGUGUACUUUGUUUAUUGUUC